This is a messenger RNA of Apis mellifera (honey bee), 2256 nucleotides long. Its product is annotated as facilitated trehalose transporter Tret1. Gene Ontology annotation, molecular function: transmembrane transporter activity. Lineage: Eukaryota; Metazoa; Arthropoda; Insecta; Hymenoptera; Apidae. The record is from RefSeq and is a predicted model, not a curated record. The transcript has 5 exons. Gene Ontology annotation, biological process: transmembrane transport. Gene Ontology annotation, cellular component: membrane. The coding region runs from base 269 to 1813 and encodes 514 amino acids.
GUGCUGGAAUCGUGAUGACAACUUCAUCAUCCCUUAAUGUGAGUAAAUGUAUUGUCUGAUCGGUUGAAUUUUUGAAGGAAAAAGAAAAAAGAAAAAUGAUCGAAUCGAAAUAGCAAGCAGUGAGUGUAAGAAUCAAAUCGAGAAGAGAAAAAAAAUUGUGACGUCUGAUUAUGAGCUUCGCGUAUGCAAUUUAAAUAUCAUCUGUGAGGUCACCUCGAAUAUGAAUAGUCUUCUAAUAGAAUUCUAGACGACCCUUGAACCUUCUACUAUGGAACGCAUUUUUGAUUAUACGCGAAACAUAUACUCGUCUCAUCAAGUAAUCAAGGAAAUAAAUCAAGAUAUUGAAAAAAGCGAGACGAAAGACAAGGAUAUAAAUAUAGGGAAAGAUAAACAGAAUAAAUCAACUAUGGCUGAAGCACCGAACUUACAUUUCAAUGUUAAUAAUGAAUGCAAUAAUGAAAGCAAGAUUCAUUUACAGUUAAUAUCAAGUUUUAUAGUUAGCCUAGCAUCAUUCUCCGCCGGGAUCUCCGUCGGUUGGCCGAUAAUCAGUGUUCCAAAGUUGGAAAAUGAAACCUCUUCCAAUUUUCGUAUAAGCGAAAACGAUGGAAUUUUGAUAAUUAACGCGAUACCGGUGGGCGCCAUUGUUGGAGCAAUUUUAUCCGGUUCAUUAUUGAACGUCGUAGGCAGAAAAUGGUUCCUCUACGCGACCAGUGUACCGUUCAUAGUCUGUUGGUUGCUCAAUUACUUCGCAAAUUCUUGGAUUGAAAUUUUAGUGGCGAGACUGGUAUCCGGUAUAUCGGUCGGCGCCUUGUAUUCCAUGGCCCCAUUGUACAUAGGAGAACUGGUAGAGCCAAGAAUCAGAGGAGCGAGUUACACCAUAUUAUCAUUCAUGUUUAAUCUGGGAAUCAUGUUCGAAUUCGGUCUUGAACCAAUUUUAAGCAGACAGAAUCUGUCAAUUAUCAAUUUAAUAUCGAUAGCCGUAUUUCUCCUAACCAUGCCAUGGUUACCAGAAUCGCCUUAUUAUUAUUACGCGAAAAACAAUUCAAACGCCGCGGAGUUAACUUUGGUAUGGCUAAGACGCAAGAAGGAGAACCACAAAGAGUUGAAUGAGAUAAAUGAGUUGAUAAAGAUAGAAAGAGGUCAAAAUGGCUUCAAAAAAUUAUUCACGAAAUAUUCACCAUACGGGAAAGCACUGACGCUUCUACUGUUACUGAUGGCGGCCCAACAAUUGUCAGGAUUCGCAGCCAUUUUAUUCAACUGCGGCGAUUUGAUCAGAAAAUUCAACGUACAAUUCGAACAGGAUUAUCUCCUUCUCGUAAUAAGCGCGAUGUUUCUAGUUGCAAGUUUAUUAUCCGCGGUUACCGUCGACAAACUCGGCAGAAAAUCUGUUCUUCUAAUAUCGACGUACGGCACUGUUCUAUGCCUUCUCGUGAUUGGUGGUUAUUUCUUUGCCGAACACAUAGGGAUAAAAAUCAGCAGUUAUUCCACGAUCCCAUUGGUCGCUCUUGCGAUUUACUUCAUUAUUUUCUCGUACGGUUUAACCUCAAUUCCGUAUAUAGUCUCCUCGGAAAUUUUCCUGACAAACAUGAAAAAUUGGGCAACAAUGAUCUCCAAUAUUUUUGGAUUCAUAUUGUUCAUAAUCGUGUACAACGUUUAUCGGUUUUUGAGCGAAAAAUAUGGAUACGUGAUAUUCCUUGUCUUCGGCGUUGUCGACUUUAUAAUUGGCAUUAUCUUGAACAUAGCAUUGCCGGAAACGUCGUCCAAAUCUUUCAACGACAUUCAGGAAAUAUUGAAAGGACACAAGAAGAAAUAAAGGAAAGACAAUAAAUGAUUUUGCAUUCUAUUUAUUCAAUUUUCAUCUAUGGUUCUCUUUAUAUUGUUGAAAUCCCUUUUUUUUUCAAAUUGUUGUCGAAUUGCCUAGGGAAGAACUUUCCGAGAAGAUAAGCGUUGUUUUCGAACGUAUUCGCGUGCAUGAAUUUGAUCAAAAAGAAAUUUCACGAAAAUGUUAACAACAACAAAACAAAAAUAAAAAUGGUAGAUAGAAAAGAUUUUUAAAAAUUAUUUCACACGUUUUUAUUGUAAUUAUAUAAUUUGCGUGGCUUACCAAAAUAAUACAUUAAAUUAUUUAAUGCUUAUUACGCAUUCGUUUACGUUCUCUUGGUGUCAAUUGUACCACUUUUUUGAUCGCAUCUUUAAUAUAAAAAAAUUUUAUCUUACAAUUGGAUUGAUAGAUAAUAAAGGAAGAAUAAAAAUAAA